Molecule: messenger RNA, 3125 nt
Organism: Dromiciops gliroides (monito del monte)
Lineage: Eukaryota; Metazoa; Chordata; Mammalia; Microbiotheria; Microbiotheriidae
Gene: C6H4orf46
Product: chromosome 6 C4orf46 homolog
Exons: 2
Coding region: 497-880 (127 amino acids)
Source: RefSeq, a predicted model, not a curated record
UUUCCCGCCUCUUUGGGAUUCUACGCAGGCGCAUAGGCCACACGGCCUGAUGGGAUAUGAAGUCUUUCAGUUCCUCCAUUGAAGGUCAGCGCCUCCCUAACGUGAACUAAGGUUCAUUUGGGGGAAGUCCGUAAAUCCCAUCAUACAACGCGAGUGGAGGAAGGAAGAAGAGAAGGCAGAGGAGCGCAUGUUGGGAUUUGUAGUGCUUUGGGAUCAGUUCAAGGGAGCGCCCGAGGGAGCAAGUCGUUGCGCAGGCGCAGUGGGAAUAUAACUGGAAGCCCGUGGCCGCAAUCUCAUUGGCUGGCGCCAGGUGCUAAUGUUGACUUUGCUCUCCACGACUGGGAGGGCGGCGCGAGAUAGAGGGAGGAGGGGGAAAGGAGAAAGGGGCGGGGUGUCUUGGGCGCGCGUAGUUGAAAGACCGUUAUUCUGACCGUUGGUGUCGGUUCGGUUGGACUUUUCGGACCCCGCUCAGCCCUCCGGACGCUUUCUGUCCACCAUGGCCGAGGCUCGAGCUUCGCCGCCGCCGCCUCCUCCUCCCCCGUCUUCUCCUUCGUCCCCCUUGGCCCGCGCCGCCGCCUUCUCCUUGUCUCCGGAGCUGCCGGCCGUCUUGGCCGGGAGAAUCCGGAACCAGAGCCAGGGCAGGGGCCGAGCCGUGGAGCCUCCGCCCGUGGACCCGCUGGAGGAGGUCGAGAUGCAGAUCGAUGAUGCAGCCUUUUCAUUAAUUAAACUUCUUGAGGCCACAUCUGCUGUUUCAGCCCAGGUGGAAGAGCUGGCAUUCAAAUGCACCGAAAAUGCACGAUUUCUUAAAACAUGGAGGGGUCUGCUAAAAGAAGGCUACGAUUCCUUGAAACCAGACAACCAAUGCAGCACAACCAACUAGAUUUUGAAAAAAUGACUGUUUUAGGAAAUUUGGGGCAGAAUUGCUACAUGUAUAAUGCUUGCACUUUUUCCCAUGUGAUAUUUGCACCUAUGGAUGUAUAAGACUUUUAUUUCCAACAGUUCUGGAUAUUUACACUUUGCUUUGUAAUUGAACAUUAAGACUUUACUUCCUUGUGUCUCUUUCCUGUUUUUAAAAGGAAAAUAUUUACUUAAUUUUGACUCAGGAUUUGAUCUUUUUCCUGAGUCAGUUUGUGCCUACUAAACCUUCACGGGCUUAUUUUACUUUUAAAAGUAAGUUAAUUUUAUCUGUGAUUAAGAAACUCAGAAAUAAAAUAACUCAGUUUUAGAAUGCUUUAAAAUGUACAAAUAGUUUUCCCUACAACAGUUCUAUGACUAGGUAGUACAAGUAUAUUUUAGAACUUCAGUAGACCUGUGAUCACAUCAGUGGGGAUACUCCCUCCAACAGUAUAGAUCACAGCCCAUUUAUGCCUUCUCUUGUGCGGCUUUUAUCUAUGCACUCUCAGCGAUUUGCCAUAAGGGAUACAUUCAACUUGCUGAAGGUCUUCCUUGAGGUCUUUUAAAAUGAUGCUGGUACCAGAACAGUACUCCAGGCUGUUCAUCUGCUCCUCACUUUUGCUAUUUGGUUGGCCCACCUUCUUUUCUGAUAAUGUAUCUCAAGGAUGAUACUUUCUGGGCUACCACUUGUGUGCAUAUCAUUGUUGAUGUGUUAAACUACUGGUUUAUGCUCACCAUAUGUUUCACUUUUGCCUCUUUGGGUCACCUAAAUUUUUAGAUAUUGUGGUAUUCUAUGAUUCAUAGCUGUAUUGUUUCAGUGGACGAAUUUUGCUGUUUAAAAAAAUGGGCUUUUAGCUCAGGAAACAGUUUGGAGUUGUUGAAAGUACUUUUAUUUCUGAAAAGCAAUCCAGUCUGUAUUCUUGCUUUUCAACCCUAGGACCAGUUCGUGGUCCGUCUGAGAGUAUGUCUAAGAUAGAUGUACUAAUAGCCAACUCAUUACCUAAUCACCUGUCAUAGGCCAAGUAAUGGUCAUUCUUCAUCCACUUGGUUUUUCCUGUCUUUAUUGUUGGGUCAGACCCUGCAUACUAUAUAAGUAUUCUCAUUUUCCUGAUGAAGAAACAGUCUCAGAGAAAGUGGGAGACCUAGAACUUGAAUUCUGGGACUUCUGGCUUCUAGUUCUAUAUAUUUUUUUCUAGCAAAUCACACUAUAUAGGACUAAUUCUUCCUGGUUGAACGAUGAAUUGCCAAUAAAAAUGUUAUUUUUUUUCUUUCCUGUUUCUAGAAUGGGAAUAUUGGCCAGUGGAAAUAGUGGCCAUUUCCCCCUCCUUUGAAUGUACAAUCUAAAGCUUCCUUGAGUUGGAGAAAGUUGUUUUUUUCUUCAACAAAGGUAUAGAUAUAUUCUUUACCUGAACCACUGCCUUCAUUUAAAUAUAUGUAAACAUAACAGAUGAGUACUUUUAAAAGUAUGAAUGAUGAAAGGUUUUUUUUAAACUUUUUAUGAAACCUGGGAUUUCAGUCAAAACAUUUUUAAAAGUUGCAUGGGAGACAUGUAUAUUCCCAGGUUUUUCUACUUAGCUGCAUUUUUACUGACAAUUACAGUUUCUUAUAUCUAACCCUUUUGUACAUUUGAUGAUUAUUUUUAAAGUGCCUUAUGCUUGUAUGGUUCCAUAUUACUUUGGGAUGUAUGUAAGUUAGCAUUUCUAUAGUGACUUGUAUGUAACUUAGUGUUUCUAUAACUUCUUUGAAAGCAGUGAAUUAUUUUAAUUGUUUCAAUGUUACCGAAUUUAAAAUUCAUUCUUAGCGACUUUUCAUAAAUUUUUUAAGGGUCCAACUGUGACAGAUGAUAGUUUUUUUCCCCGAAUCUUUUGUUGCUCCUUUGGUUAGUUUGCACUGUGUGUUGAUACCAAAGCCAUCUAAAUCUGUUACAUAAAAUCUGUGAAAUCUUUGGUAUAAUGUAAAGAAUUUUGUAUAAUUAGGUACUUAGAGAAUUAAGUCCUGAAACUAGUGGGAGAGGUAAAAGGGAGUAACAGUUGCUAGACUACAUACUGACUCACAGUUCUGUAUUUUAUCUGAGAAGGAUAAGUUUAGAAAAAGAGCUGGUGGACCAUGCUGUACUGUGUUCCCUGUACCAAAAAGAUAAUUAUUCCAAUGGUAGAGGAAAUAUUUUUAAAAGAAUGUGGUAGAAACAACAAUUUUAUUUAUGUAAAAAUAAACUUUUUUCAUAAAGUAAA